AUGUUCGAACAAAGGCAGAUCAGGAUCGACGGGGGGCAUAGGGAGGAAGUGUUGGUGAGAGGAGGACAGUGGUACUCAACGAUUGGACGACGCUGGGGUGCAAUUGAAAUGAGCGCUGCGCCCAUUGCUGGUACCAUUGUUGUUGUUGUUGUUGGGGGAGUGGGUUGCCGCCAUUGGGGACCGCUUGCCAAUACCUGCCGAAUGAUGCUGUAGGUGAUGAUUGUGAUAUCCUCCGGAAGAAUGGUGGUGCUGUUGUUGGUUGUGCAAAUUGGUAGUAGUUACCAUGACCCGAGGGUCCAGCUGUGUCACCCUUAAAAUUGCGUCUUCUAACUCGGCAUCAUUCUCUGAAGGAACAGCGACGAAUGACUCCGGAUUAAUAUAUCUUUCUGAAUAGGUCUUUGUAGUCACGACCUGAGUUCGUUUUGUAGUUCGUUUGAUAAGUUUUCCAUUUUCGUCUUCUAUGAACUCCGAUUCAAUCUUGGGUUCGGAUCGUUGGACGGUUACUGUCUCUCCAACUCCCCCAUUUAAGGGAAUAACAGGAGUAUGCUGAAGACGUCCUGAAUUCAGUUGAAUUCCAUCAAUAGCUUCCGCGAGUUCUGCAGCGGUAGAUUGAUUAUUUCCAUUAGUGCCAUGGUAGCCAUUGGAGCGUUUAGUUGGCGACGAAAGAGUAACUGGAGCCAAGCCAGGCAUUACAGGUACCGCACCAGCUAA
This is a messenger RNA of Rodentolepis nana, 711 nucleotides long. Lineage: Eukaryota; Metazoa; Platyhelminthes; Cestoda; Cyclophyllidea; Hymenolepididae. The record is from the annotation of a GenBank genome assembly.